CCAAUAGCUCCCAUGAGUGCCAACGUAGCUGUCACUGCGCCUGCAGCUGUGGCUGCCUCCAGGAAGGAAUCCCCAGGCAGGUGGGGUCUGGGUGAGGAUCUAACAGGCGCUGGCCCGUCGCUCCAGUGCCGCGUGUGUGGGGACAGCAGCAGCGGGAAGCACUAUGGCAUCUACGCCUGCAACGGCUGCAGCGGCUUCUUCAAGAGGAGCGUGCGGCGGAGGCUCAUCUACAGGUGCCAGGUGGGUGCAGGCAUGUGCCCGGUGGACAAGGCCCACCGCAACCAGUGUCAGGCGUGCCGGCUGAAGAAGUGCUUGCAGGCUGGCAUGAACCAAGACGCCGUGCAGAAUGAGCGCCAGCCCCGGAGCACAGCCCAGGUCCGCCUGGAGCCCAGCACCGAGUCCCGGCCCGAGGCCCUGGUGGUGCCCCCUCCAGCAGGGCCCAGCCCUCGAGGGCCCACACCCGUGUCUGCAGCGAGAGCCCUGGGGCCAGGCACGCUCACACCUCCCGGCCACCACCACUUCAUGGCCAGCCUCAUAACCGCAGAAACCUGCGCUAAGCUGGAGCCGGAAGACGCUGACGAGCACAUCGAUGUCACCAGCAAUGAACCCGAGCUGCCCUUGUCCCCAUACUCCUCCCAGCCAUGCAGCCUGGACAGCAUCCACGAGACCUCAGCGCGCCUCCUCUUCAUGGCGGUCAAGUGGGCCAAGAACCUGCCAGUGUUUUCCAACCUGCCCUUCAGGGACCAGGUGAUCCUGCUGGAGGAAGCAUGGAGUGAGCUGUUCCUCCUGGGAGCCAUACAAUGGUCCCUGCCCCUGGACAGCUGCCCUCUGCUGGCCCCACCCGAGGCCCCCUCUGCCGGCAGCUCUCAGGGCCAGAUCAAGCUGGCUAGUGUGGAGAUUCACAUCCUACAGGAAACCAUCUCCCGGUUCCGGGCCCUGGCGGUAGACCCAACGGAGUUUGCCUGCAUGAAGGCCCUGGUCCUCUUCAAGCCGGAGACGCGGGGCCUCAAAGAUCCUGAGCACGUGGAGGCGUUGCAGGACCAGUCGCAAGUGAUGCUGAACCAGCACAGCAAGGCCCACCACCCCAGCCAGCCUGUGAGGUUUGGGAAAUUGCUCCUGCUCCUCCCAUCACUGAGGUUUAUCACUUCAGAACGCAUUGAACUCCUCUUCUUCCGCAAAACCAUAGGGAACACCCCAAUGGAGAAGCUCCUUUGUGACAUGUUCAAAAACUGA
Molecule: messenger RNA, 1233 nt
Organism: Elephantulus edwardii (Cape elephant shrew)
Lineage: Eukaryota; Metazoa; Chordata; Mammalia; Macroscelidea; Macroscelididae
Gene: NR2E3
Product: nuclear receptor subfamily 2, group E, member 3
Exons: 8
Coding region: 13-1233 (406 amino acids)
Biological process (GO): negative regulation of transcription by RNA polymerase II; cell differentiation; positive regulation of transcription by RNA polymerase II
Molecular function (GO): zinc ion binding; RNA polymerase II cis-regulatory region sequence-specific DNA binding; nuclear receptor activity
Source: RefSeq, a predicted model, not a curated record